Messenger RNA from Dovyalis caffra, 1122 nucleotides. The record is from the annotation of a GenBank genome assembly. Lineage: Eukaryota; Viridiplantae; Streptophyta; Magnoliopsida; Malpighiales; Salicaceae.
AUGUUGUCUCCACUCUUCAAGAUGAAGAUUGCAUUCGAUAAACAAAAUAUCGUUGGAGAAGGUAGCAUUAGCAAGAAAGGCAAAGAAGUUUGCAGGAAUGGUUCUGAAACCAGCAACCCUUGGCCAUAUAGAAUAAAGCUUACAACUGACAGCAUGCGAUGGGACAGCCUUAAGAUCUCACCAUCAAGGGAAUUCAACAACCUCAUUUUGGAGAACUUAUCCGAGGAUAAUUGUAAAGCUUUGGAUAUGUGGAAGCCUAUUGAAGUAUCAAUCUAUGAUGUUGAUACUCAGGAAACUUACAAGGUAAGUUUGGCAAAGAAGGAGGCCUUUUGGUUUGAACCAUUUCCUGAUGUGGGGCAGAGAAAGGUGAAGUCUGCUUCUUCAAAUACAACAUUGGAGCACUAUAUAUAUGAAUUUGAACAAAGGAGAAAAGAGUUUUCCUACUCUCUUCAGCCUUUCAGACACAUCAUCAAGAAGAAGAGUCUCAGAUAUGAUCAAGAGAUUGGUUUCUGCUGGUCCGGUAACGCAACUGUUGACAGAAUUGACUUCUCAGUUUUAUACUCACCCAAGUUCGCAAGUGCACAGCUUAAGAUUUUGAGAGAACAAAUCCGCGAGAUUGAAGUGAAAAAAUGGACCCAGAGGACUGUAACAACAACAAAGAGAAUCUAUCUUGCUCUUCGAGUGACUCAAAUCCAUGCCCCAUAUGCCUUGCUCCUUUCCUUCAAGAAUCCUAUCUCGACACUUGUUUCCACGGAGAAUUUUUCAAUAAUUUAUGGAUAUGAUGGAAGUUCGUUCCAACGGCAUUAUGUAAAUCAGGGUUUCGAGGAUAGAAAUGAUCGAAUGAAUCAAAGAAAAACACUUGGAAUGAAACAAGAAGAGUUCAAGGCUCUAGUAUCUAAUGCGGCGAGGCCUUUUCUAACAGCAAAAACAGAUCGAUUUGUGAAUGAGUUGGAACUGUUUCUUGCUUCAGGUUUGAACAUUGAAGCCUAUGAUGAAGUCUACAUGCAGCGACUUGGUUGGAACUCUCAUAAAACCAGCGAGGCUUCAGGAGAAUCUAUUGAACACAGCCCUGUAGUUCCCUACUUGUAUAUCUUUGAUGCUGAUUCUGAUGAAAGUGAUUGA